CAACAUUUUUUUUCCUUGAAUCCUUUCAUAUCAAAUGUGUGUAUUGAGAUUAUCCGCCAAACACCCUAAGCUCUUUCUAAAUUUUACGAGACAAAACGGGUUAAACGGCGUGACAAUUUACCUACAAAUUCCCAAUCGCUUCUCAGUUUCCGCCAUAUCUCAAACUUGACCUCUAAGUCAUCCAAUCCCCUUCAUUUCCCCGGCCACCCGAAACCCAAGCAGAUGAAGAGAUCAUCCAGUGCCUCCAUAGUCUCAGAUAAUAGAUUCGUAUGUUCCUCGUCGUCUUUGUCGCUAUCCUCAAUCUUCAGAUCUUCCAGUGUCAGUUCCGGAUUGGAAUCAGAGCCUUACCUGCCAACGUUCAGUCCCUUCUCUCACGCUGCCGAGAAGAAACGUCGCCAUCUUAAGCUCGCUAAGAUUUUCAUCCACUCCAUCCCUUUCGUCAUUCUCUUUUGCGCCAUCGUUCUGUGGUUAUUCUCCGAUCCAGGAAUGAAAGCGUAUAUACCUCAACAGAACCCAAUAAAAAUCGAAGGGCAAUGGGUAGGGAUUGCCUCUCCCCACAAAACCAACCAAGAAAAGCCGUAACUACAAAAGAAAUUUGUAUGAUUUGUAGACCAUCAAGAGGCAUUGUGUUGGAGUAAAACUCAGAAAGAACCACAAGAAAAAGACUUAUUUUCAAACACCGGCUAAUCCUUUUCCGCCAAAAAUCCCACAGGAGGUGUUUUGUAGCACAUUUUCCAACGACUUUUUCCUUGCCACCGAAAAACCUACCAUGGAGCACCUCCAUAGGCCAAUCAUCAAUCUUCUCAGGUAAACAAAAAACCACCUCUAAUGUUGUAAGAAUUGCCAACCAGUCUUUUAACUGCAAAAGGACAAUGCAGAAGCAAAUGAUCAAUGGAUUCCUCCUCUUGAACAUAUAAACAACAUAUAGAAGGCGAGAUCAUCCAAUUUUUGAACUUCUUUUGUAGCUUCUCAUGGAUAUCCAUUAUUCAAGCUGCUAUAGGCUAGCCACCAUUAGUAGACUUUACCUUUUUUUUGCACUGAAACUGUUUAGUUUCUGCCAUAUAUUUGAGCCGGUUUCUGAUCUUGCUUUAUGCAGUUCUUGAUUACAUUCAAAGAUCUUCUUGUUAAGUUUAGUCAAAUACCCAAUAAUGUCUUGCUCCCUUAUGGAUUGCAGAUAAUAGAUAUAUGCAUGUUCUGUUCGUAUAGAAUUUUUAUAUUCUACUACUUGUAACCUCAUUGAUUGUAUAUUUAAGGGGCUAUGUACUGAUCUCACUUGUCAUCAUCAAAUAAGUGAAAAUAUCAGUAGAUAUUGCUGUCUUUCUUCUUUUCUUUGUACUGCAAGUGCAGUAUGCACAACAAAAUUGUAACUUCUCUUUUUGGUGAAUGUAAAAUCUAAAUCUCCGGUACUCAACCUAUGCACAGCUGUUCAAGAUUUAGUCACUUAACAAUGCCUAAAAGGUCUUAGAACUCAAGUGUGGCACUAUACCUCAGGUAGCAUCAUUCUAUUUUAGAAUAUUUUUCCUUCUUAGCUAGGAUGGCAGGCAGUCAAGUCACCCUUUCAUGAGAUGUUCUUAGGAUUUAGACAAGUCACUAUGCUAUGUGUUAGUGAUGUUAUUUAUUCCAUCUCCUAGCUUCUGCGUGGCAAGGUAAGAAGGUACUUGAAGAGUGAAUCCAUAUGCUUCUAUGACUUGAAUGGUUGUUUUAUUUUUGGAAAAUAAUUGGGAGUGUCCACAAGUGUCCAGGCCAUGGUUGGUUACAAUCUACUUAAGACUUAAUAUCUUAAGAAUAUCCAUGACGAUCAAAUGUAGUGGUGGCAAAUAAUUGUUCUUACAUAGUGGAAGUACAUGCAAACUAGCCUAGACAAUUAGACAUAUAUAAGGAAAAAAAAUAGGAGUGUCAAUGUAAGUUUAUGUGGAUACGUUCAUGAACAGUUGAAAAAUCUGAU
Molecule: messenger RNA, 1945 nt
Organism: Cucumis sativus (cucumber)
Lineage: Eukaryota; Viridiplantae; Streptophyta; Magnoliopsida; Cucurbitales; Cucurbitaceae
Exons: 2
Coding region: 223-582 (119 amino acids)
Source: RefSeq, a predicted model, not a curated record